CUCACAUUGCCACAUUCGCAAUGUACGAAAGUGAAGAGACCCGCUUGCGACUCGACCAAGAAGCAAGAGAUCGCUGCUUGGAGGUAUGGCGGCUCACAUGCAGGCUGUGGAAGAGGCAGAAGCAUCUGGCAGUACUGGUGACAGAGGCGCCUGGAAAUGGAAGAUUCGUCAAAGGAUUUGGGAUUACAUGGAGGAGAACGAUAUCGCAGCAAAUCCGCGGCCAGUGCAUCACCGCAUCCCCAACUUUGUCCAAUCAGAGCUCACAGCGAAGCAAGUGGCAGCCCUCCCUGAGUUUCAGAGCGCCAAGUGGGUGAAAGUCAACCCGGACUCGCCACAGGCUGAGGUCCGCGCGACGGUGCUUCGAUCUGGGAAGAUGUUGCUGGUACCGCAGCCAAGGCUCCGGACAGGUUUUUUCAGCCUUUUGGAUCCGCAAAAGAUCCCUCCGGAGAAAUAUCGCUACGCAUGCACACAAGCCGGCGUUGUGGAGUAUGGUCAACCCAUCGAUUUAGAUGCAGACAUCAAGGUUGAUAUGGUCAUCAUCGGCUCUGUAGCAGUCAAUCCUGCAAAUGGUGCUAGACUGGGAAAAGGAGAAGGUUUUGCUGAGUUGGAAUACGGCAUGCUGCGGCUGAUGGGCGCCAUUGAUGAUGAUACCCCAGUUUUGAGUUGUAUUCAUGAUUGCCAGCUGGUGGAUGAUAUUCCCGCUGAAAAGCUUCUUUGUCACGAUGUUCCUGUUGACAUCAUUUGCACUCCAAGUCAGACCAUCCGAGUACCACGUAUUUUGCCCAAGCCCAAAGGAAUUUAUUGGGAAAAGCUUUCUCCGCAGAAACUGGGCUCCAUCUUAAUCUUGCAAAAGCUCAAAGCGAAGUUGGAGAGAGAGGCUGGCCAACCUCUACCCUCAGGGCCUGACGAGAUCUUGCCACCUACGGCCAAGAGAGACAAAGGGAAGGGCAAAGGCGGAAAGAGCGGAAAAGGGCCAAAAGGCACCGGAAAGACUGGCAACUCCCAGGAGCGCAAAGGACAAGGAAAGGUCAAGGGAAAGGGCAGAGGUCAAGACCAGGGAGGCAAAGGCAGCAAAGGAGAUUGUGUUGAAGGCAAAAAUUCCCAGACAGGACCCAGGGACCCUCCGAGGCGGCGAUGGCAACCAAAGUCUUGAGAAAGAUUUCUGCCCUAGUUUUGUUCUGUCCUGGAGCCUGUGUUUUUUAGGAGGUGAGCACAAGGAAAGUGUCCAGAGCCCGCAUUAAUUCGUCAAGCUGGACACGGAUGAGACAAUCAGCUGCCAUGUUGCACACGGCUUUACCAUGUCUCAUGGCUCAAGACGAUUCCAUUAUUUUACCCCUCAGGCGUCAUGCGGUACGUGUAUCUUAUUAUUCUAUCGCUGAAGCCGUCAAGCCAGAGUGAAUUGUGUUUGGCGCAAAAUCGCUGUAAAAAGCAUGUUUUCAUAUGUUUUCUACAUGCAAGGCGUCUU
This is a messenger RNA of Cladocopium goreaui, 1465 nucleotides long. The record is from the annotation of a GenBank genome assembly. NCBI's taxonomy places the organism in Eukaryota, Dinophyceae, Suessiales, Symbiodiniaceae.